GAUACGUGACGGCAGAAGUGUUUCGUGUGUGUGUCGCAAUUUUUUCUAAAUACGAUGAAUAUUAGCGGGUGUUAGGCUUGAUUUCUAUUUAUAAAUAAUUAUUUGUACAUAUUUAAGUAAAAUGUUGUAAAGUGUUUUAAAAUCUAUCAAAGGAAAUCUAAACAAAGUCGUCAAAAUGGCCAAGGAAAUGAUGAUAGUAUUUGUGUAUGACACACAAUGCUGUGUGUCGGAGGAGGAUGACCCUGCAGAAGCUGUGCUCUACUUUCAUCCAGGCUGGGUGUCUGACACUCAGAGACAUGCAUUAGCAGGACAGGUGGUUGGGGCUGCACAUUGCGUUAAGAGCCUCUUCUCCCAACCAGUCUCUAUCACACUGCAAAGUGGGAAGUUUAUCCUAAGAGAGUAUGGCAGAUAUGUUCUGGCUAUAGGUAGUGAUCGUAAUAUCCCAGACUGGGUACUAAAGAACCGUGCGAGACUGCUCACCUCCAUGAUCAAAGUAUACCACGGCGAUAUGCACACUAUCGCCGAACAGAUGGAGGACCCGAAAAGACUUGCGGAGAAACUCUACCAGAUAUUCGAAACUUACUUACCCGUGCUUCAGUAUGGAUGUCAUAUAUUCCAACGUGUACCAAUGCUUAGUCUGCCGAAGAGCGCUAGUUCCGUGUACAUGGAAUCAAUGCAAGUCCUCGAGCAUUGCAGCAAAAGUGUCGGCGUGCUCGGCGGAAUCGUACUCUACAAUAACAAAAUCAUCGCAACCCAACUGCCACCGAGUCUGACCUCCUACUUGACGGUAGUAGACCCUUAUCGAAUAAAGUCUCCCGCGGAGACAGUGCAGACGGAGACGCCGCUGCCGCUCGGCGCUCAGCUGCUCGUCGUGUACGUCGCCAGGAAGACGUACGACACGCUGAAGAAACACGCCGAUAAAAUGCAAGACUUCUAUCAAAAUGGAGAGGAAAUGAUCGCAAAGUUUAAAAAGAUGCAAGAAGCAGAACGUGAAAAACAAAGGGAAUUUCCACAGGGUGGUAUGAAAAGAGACAAGUCUUUACUAUUCACAGCCGUCCCCGAAGAGGAUCAUACUAUGAUAUCGCCACCUAACAAGGAGAAUACAUCCGAAAACAGAAAACCCAGCAUGCCAGAUGUAGUGCCGUUUACCAACAAACCUCGUCCCAGACCUACCAAACUGUCUCUCAGCUUCAAAACACAGAAAUCCCUCGACGAAGACGCGAUGGAAAACGAAACGAAGUUCACAGGACAAACUAGUGUAUGUUCUACUCCGAUGGUAGAAUACAAGAGACUUCACGGCAACAUGUUAUCAAUAUGCCAAAAUCCAGAUAAUCAAACGCAAGAGAAAUCACCCGAUGUUGAACCAGAUGUUUUAAAGAACAUAGAGAAUAGUGCCAAAUUAAAAAUUGAAAGUGAGAAGAGAGAUAAUAAAAUGCUUUUGGAUAUCAACUGCAUCGCUGAUCACUUCAUAAAUAAGCCAGAACCGAUAAGAAAAUUGGCUAGUGUUAUGGACAUUCAGGAAACAUUUAGAAAGAUCUCCAACAGAGCGACGUCCAAGUUUAAAUUAAAACGAUCUCAGAAUGAAGACGACUCGCCCGCGGAGGAGGCGAGGAGCCCCAGCACGCUCACUAUAAACGAUCCCUUGUUCCCCGUAUUCCGGAACGAUGGUGUUGCCAUAUCGGAAUCGCUUUUCAACCAGUAUCUCGAGCAGUAUUAUUCAAGAAUGAAUCAGGAAUCUAAAGAGGAGAAUAUGUUUAAUUUCAACAUCAAACUAGGAGAACAGGAGAAGUUUGAAGACUUCGAUUCCGAUAUGACAAAAUCGCCUCAGCGAACUCCCAAAAAAAUAGUAAAAGACAGUAAAGCAGUACCUAGCGAUCAGUCUAGGCGAAAAGCUUUAUCUCUACCUCUAAAAUCUUUAACGGAGAGUGAAACAGCGAUAGAGUCGGAGGCGGUUAGUUUUAAGAAGAAAUUAACUGGAGUCCAAUUAACUCCGUUGAUGGAGAAGUUGAGUCACUUAGCGUUCACAUCGGAUAAGUCUAGCGGGUACAGCAGCAGGGUAAUGACUCCCUUAGAAAUAAGAGAAUUUCUGACUCCAGCUGGGGAGCGUCAAGUCAACUUCUCUGACAGAAGUAAGAGUCAGCGUGAGGAGUCGGAAGGUGACGGUGAGGGUGAGUCUGAUGAUGAGCUGGACGCGCUGCCGGAGUUCGGUAGUGCGGCAGUGAAGUGCGCGCUGUUUGUAAGCGGUUUGCACAACAUGGCGCUGCUCGCGCUCAUAGACCUUGCCGCAGCUGAUAAUGCGGAUACUAUUAAUAAUCUGUGGGAAACGUCUCUGAACGCGCUGGGUCCUAUAGAGCAGAGGUGCAUGGAGCCGCUGCCGGGCGCGGCCGAGAGCAGCGACUACAGCCACCUCAUGCUGGACCCCGACUGGGGCUCCGUGCGCAAGGGCGGGCCCUGGGCCGCCAUGGACAUCGCCACCAUGGGACUCAUACAUAACGAAUUUGCAGAAGACCCCGAAAUCUCUGAAUAUAUCCUGAGGAGCGAGGAAAGCGUGGUGGUGGGCGCGUCGUGCGGCGGCGGGCAGCUGUACUACCAGGAGGCUGGCGCGCGGCCGCCAGGCCCGCCGCCGCCCUCCGACGCCUUCGCCGCCGCCCCGCUGCGCGCGCGCCGCCGUCUGCACCGCGACCACUGCGCACUGCUCAUCUAGACUACGGACCACCGCUGCGCAAUACUCAGAUAGACCUCGGACCACCGCUGCGCACUAUUCAGAUGGACCACCGCUGCGCACUACUCAGAUAGACCACGGACCACCGCUGCGCACUACUCAGAUAGACCACGGACCACCACUGCGCACUACUCAUCUAGACCAUGAACCACCACUGCGCACUACUCAUAUAGACCACGGACCACCACUGCGCACUACUCAUAUAGACCACGGACCACCACUGCGCACUAAUGUAGACCACAGACCGCAAUUCUGACUCUCACUAUAAAACCUGGUUCACAUUGGCCAAAACAGUUGAACAGUAGCACUCAAAACCUGGAUCGCUGUUCAACUGGCAUAAUCUAAACUUACUGGUGGCAGUGAAUCACUGAAUCAGUGAAUAUUGGCCAAAUGUGAACUAGUCAUAAAGGCGGGAAUACACAUGCCAGUACCUUUACUUGGAUACAAGUUACUGACAUGACGAUAAUGUCAUGAAAGUUAUGGUUUUGGUCGAUUAGGGCUACGAAACUAGUCACUGACACGUAAUGUUUCGUGAACUGGCAUGUAAACAGCUAACUCUACGUACAUGAAUCGGUUUUUAAAUUGAAAACGUAUGGAGUCUCGAAAAAUGAAGUCUUAAAUUUAUAUAGUAUCCCGAUGUCAUAAGCGAAAAUUAUGUUUUUUAGUCUGGUAUACAACGUAUAAUCGAAUUCCUUAUUUACUACGUAAAAGACAAUUACCAUAUUGCUGCCAUCGCAACGAAUUUUUUAUAUUUAAAUUUAUACUGAUAUUAUUCAUAAAAAACACGAUCGGCAAAAUUUUCACAUUAAUACAUUCUACGUUUUACUUUGUUUGUCUAGGAAUACAAGACUGAUUUCAAAACGUAUUCACACUGCGCAUAUUGGAAACUUCAUUUGCGCGUUAUAUUUGUAUUAUAUGAAAAAUUCUGUACCAUUCCAAUGCCGCCCCUCCAUGCAAAUGUUCCGUCAAAAAUUAGUACCGAAAAACUCGUAUAUGCCAGCAACUAGAUGCCUUUUAUUCUCAAUACUCUAGUGAUUUUUAGAUUUAAAACGGCGGUUUACUUAGGUCCCCUAAGGGCGAAUUUUUUGGUAUUUUCUAUCUACUUAUCUUUAGUAAUCUUAAUAGAAUAUAGUAUAGUAUUGGAUUUAGCGUAAAACCUUAGGUUCUUAUACGAUGUAGAACCGAUUUAGAUUGUAAACAAUGUCUUAAGGAAGGCAUCCGAUGCGUUUUUUAUUCUCCUAUUAUAAUCCGAUAUUCGGUAGUAAAGUUCAAUUUAUUAUUAAAAAUUACUUAACUGUCUCCUUUAGCAAUUUUUUUACUGUUAGUGCGGCCAUCUUGGCCAUAGACAACAUUUAGCCAUAGUCCAACAUAUUAGUAUUCUAGAAUUAUAGUUCAAUAUGCUCUUAGUACAAUAGGAAUUCAAUCCUUUCCAAUAUCUGCCUCAGUUCUUGCUAACAUUGUUCGUAAAUCAAAAUCAUAAUUAAUCUAUAGUCAUUUACAUGUCCAACACAUAUCUUCACGUUGUCCUUAAAAAUAGUAUUUAUUUAUUACUUAAGGUUACUUGAGAUUCUCCCUAUAACGCUCCUCUUGCACAGCCUCAUUGUUCUUGAUUAUUUUUGAGGAUUUUUACUCUUCAAGCAAGUCAUUUCCUUGAAUUCGAUGUACAGUUAACGUCAGAUAGUAAACAGGAUAUUGUCAAGGAGACGGCCUGUCCAAUGCAAUUAUUUUUAACGUUCAAGACGGGAACAAUCUCAAACAUCUGGCGCUUACUGUACAAACAAUUCCAACCCAAAACUUAUAAAAACACAUCUUGGUGUUGCUAUUUAAAAAAAAACCGUUAUAACCGGGUAUUUCAAACAAUUUUUUUGUGAAUCUUGAAGUACAAUUUUAGGUUAACUAUAAAAAUUAAGUUUUGGGUUGGAAUGACAUGUUAAAAGGGUACUUGUAAAAUUCAAUUCAUACGCUCACUGACCUUGCCAUUAGCUCGUAAGUACUUUGGCCACACCGUAGGUUGAUAUUCGCUAGUCUGCUCAAUCUUGCCAUCCGAUUAUAGCGUAUAAAACAAAGUUGUAUAAUUAUUUUAAGAUAAAACGAUAUGUUUUAAGCUAGAGACCUUCCAAUCGCCAUAUUGCUGCUUAUCACAGCAAUCAUUUUAAUAAUAUUUUGACAUUCACUUACCUAAAGUUUGCAUUAAUUGAUAAUCUUCAAAUUGUCCACACCAAGCUAAAAAGCUUGCUAUUUCUUUGUUUACCUAGUAUUUUGUCAAUCUUGUUAACAUUUUUAGAGUAAAUAAGCCAGCUCUAGACCACGAUCCCACCUGAUAUGGUACACGCUAGCUCAGAAACGAAUCUUUACAAUUUUCUUUUCAAAUGACUGAAAUAUGCAGCUGGAUUUAUCAAUGUAACAAAUCUAUGCUUCUCAGUAUGAAAAAAAAUACUUCAUGAAAACAAAGUUUGUAGUCUAAUAGUAUAUUGUUUUGAAAUGCAUUAACACAUUAAUAUUCACUUAUCCAAUAACUGGCUUCGAAAAACUAGGCACAGUGGCUUAUUCUACUUAUCAAAGCAGAAUGUGUGUCCCAUUUGUUAAUACUAGUCGACAUUGAAGAUUUCCUAAGCCACCUUCGAACAUCCGUGAUCGAAAAUGGAAAGUAUUUACUUGGUAUAUUUUUGUAUUUUUUAUUAAGAUUGUGAUAGUAUAGACCGAGAAAUAUAUCUGACCCGGUGUGUAUAAGUCAAACUAAAUUUUGUCAAAGAACUGUCUUGUCAUUUUUAAAUGAGUAACAUUUUCUGGCAGAACUGACCGCGAGUCAGAUAUCCUCGUCGGUCUAUAUGCAAACACGACGUCAUAGUACACGUCUUGCAAAUGUUUGUGCAAUGUUAUUUUAAUUUUAUAUUUGUUAUUUCAGUAUUAUGUUGCAUUUCCAAACAAUGCUGAAAAUGUUGAACAUUCCAUUUUUUAUAGAAGUUGAACGAAUGUACAAAAUCAAUUAAUCUCGGAACGCGUCCAAAUCAAUAUACAAUUUAUAAAUGUGGUUUUUAUACUCCGUCUUGCCUAUAUUAUUUUGUUACCUAUUUUUUUGUUAUGACCCAUACAAUAGUUAUGUACUAUGUUAGUAAAUAGGACACGGUAAUGUGGAAGCUAUUUUUAAUUAUACAUAAAUAUUGUUAAUAAUUUUAAUAAAAACCCUAUAGUGGAA
Papilio polytes (common Mormon) is the source of this 5918-nucleotide messenger RNA. RefSeq lists its product as uncharacterized. The transcript has 10 exons. Lineage: Eukaryota; Metazoa; Arthropoda; Insecta; Lepidoptera; Papilionidae. The record is from RefSeq and is a predicted model, not a curated record. Bases 176 to 2704 code for a protein of 842 amino acids. Gene Ontology annotation, biological process: vesicle-mediated transport.